Molecule: messenger RNA, 357 nt
Organism: Emiliania huxleyi CCMP1516
Lineage: Eukaryota; Haptophyta; Isochrysidales; Noelaerhabdaceae
Exons: 2
Coding region: 1-357 (118 amino acids)
Source: RefSeq, a predicted model, not a curated record
AUGACCGACUCCGCGGGAGGAACGCCGAGCGGUGCGACCGUGCGCGACGGACUGGCCCUCACCGAGGAUCUGAUUCGGCGCAAGGCGGAGCACAACGAGGGGAUGCUCUCGACGCUUGAGGAGGUUGCGCUGCACCAGCUCGACAUUGACCGGAUCGAGACGCUCAUGUCCAAAGCUGCUGCCGAUCAUCGCCUCGCCCGCGCCGCGCCGGCAAAAGCUUCCGCCCAAAAAGCGCGCAGCUGCUUGCGGAUCGUGCCGCGCGACGGGGAGGGCGCCGCCCGCGCGGAGCUUGCUAUGGAGGAGCCUCCUCUCGGUGACGAGUGGGAGGACGAGGAAGAGGUGCCCGCACUGCUCUGA